CCCGCGCGCAUUUUCCGAGCCGAGGCAGCGAGCGUGCAGCUCCGUCGGCCUUUGGGCUCCCUUCAGCCUCGCGAGGUCGUGCUGGGUGGCCCAGGAAAAGGCCAAGGCCGCCUCCUGCUCCGCUCGGGCCGCGUCUCCGAGGCGGAACUACACUUCCCGGCGUGUUCUGGGGCGGGAGGGGGAGGCGCGACCCGAGAAUCGACUUCCGCUGGCCGGAAGAGGCGGCCCUCCGUCCCCUCAGCUAGCCAGCCAGGCCCGUCGCCCGCCCGCCUGCCCGCCCGGGCCUUCCUCCUCCUCCUCCUCCUCCCCCUCCGCGGCGCGUCCCGGCAUGGAGGAGAACGACUGGCGCAGCGCCAACUUCAGGCAGAAGCUCGUCAGCCAGAUUGAAGAUGCCAUGAGGAAGGCUGGAGUUGCUCACAAUAAAACCAGCAAAGAUAUGGAGAACCAUGUUUUCAUGAAGGCCAAAUCACGGGAGGAGUAUCUUUCCCUCGUGGCAAGGCUCAUCAUCCAUUUUCGGGAUAUUCAAAACAAGAAGUCACAGGCCUCUGUCAGUGAUCCAAUGAAUGCGUUGCAAAACCUCACAGGUGGGCCGCCUGCAGGAGCCGCUGCCAUGAACAUGGCACCUCGCCCCCAGGGGGGGCCCCUGGGUGGGAUGAGUGCGCUUGGGCCCCCCAUGGGGCAACAGAUGACCCUUCCAGGACAGCAGCCGCCACCAGGCCCUGCUGGGAUGGCCACUCAUGGCAUUCCAGGCAUCUCUGCAGCUUCCCAGCCAACCCAGCUCCAGCUCCAGCAGAUGGCCCAGCAGCAGCAGCAGCAGUUCCAGCAGCAGCAGCAGCAGCAGCAGUUCCAGGCCCAGCAGACAGCCAUGCAGCAGCAGUUCCAGGCCCAGCAGCAGCAGAUGCAGGCAGUGCAGCAGCAGCAGCACAUGCUGAAAUUGCAUCAGCAGAACCAGCAGCAGAUGCAGCAGCAGCAGCAGCAGCAACUACAGCGAAUUGCUCAAAUGCAGCAGCAGCUACAAGCUCAGGCUAUUCAGGCCCAGCAGCAGCAGCAGCAGCAGCAGCCGCCCCCCAUCCCACAACAGGCUCCCCCGACACAGCAAGCGAUGCAGCAGCAGAUGCAGCAGAUGCAGCAGCAGGUUGCACAGGUGCAGCCGCCUCCACUCCCGCCGCAGCCGGUGGUGUCCCAGGCCCAGGCCAUCCCAGGGCAGCUCCCCAGCCAGGUCAUGCUCACUCCCCAGCAGCUGAAAGUCAUGCAGGCCAGAGUUCUGCAGCAGCAGCAGCAGCAACAGCAAGCAGCUGCACAAGCCCAGGCUGCUCAGAUGGGAGCUUCAGGACAGAUGAUCACCGCAACUAUGGCCCGAGGUGGGAUGCCAAUAAGACCACGGUUCCCGCCUUCCACAGCUGUCUCUGCCACGCCUCCAAGCACCAAUCCUUUGGGUGGACAGCAAAUGCCUCAGGUCAGCCAGAGCAGCAUCACCACAAUGAUGUCCUCUCCUUCGCCAGCCCAGCAAGCCCAGACCCCGCAGCCAAUGCCUCCGCCCCCACAGCCCUCUCCCCAGCCAGGGCAGCCAACGUCCCAGCCCAACUCCAACGUGAGCUCCGGUCCAGCUCCAUCUCCCAGCAGCUUCCUCCCCAGCCCAUCUCCCCAGCCCUCUCAGAGUCCAGCGGCUGCACGAACGCCACAGAACUUCAGCGUGCCAUCUCCAGGGCCGCUCAAUACUCCAGGCAAUCCCAGCUCUGUCAUGAGCCCAGUCAGCUCUAGCCAGUCUGAAGAGCAGCAAUAUCUGGAGAAACUCAAGCAACUCUCCAAGUACAUUGAGCCUCUGCGGAGGAUGAUCAACAAGAUAGACAAGAACGAAGACAGGAAGAAGGACCUCAGUAAGAUGAAAAGUCUCCUGGAUAUUCUGACUGACCCUUCCAAACGCUGUCCACUGAAGACAUUGCAGAAGUGUGAAAUUGCUCUGGAGAAGCUCAAGAACGACAUGGCUGUGCCCACCCCCCCACCCCCUGCAGUGCCUCCCACAAAGCAGCAGUACCUGUGCCAACCUCUGCUGGAUGCUGUCUUGGCAAACAUCCGCUCGCCAGUCUUCAAUCAUUCCCUCUAUCGAACCUUCAUGCCGGCAAUGACCGCCAUCCAUGGGCCGCCCAUCAUGGCCCCUGCGACUUCCCCUAGGAAGCGGAAAUAUGAAGAGGAUGAAAGGCAGACAAUACCAAAUGUAUUACAAGGGGAGGUUGCGAGACUAAAUCCAAAGUUCUUGGUGAACCUGGAUCCCUCCCAUUGCAGCAACAAUGGAACAGUCCACCUCAUAUGCAAGCUGGAUGACAAGAACCUUCCAAAUGUUCCACCGCUACAAUUGAGCGUCCCAGCUGAUUACCCAGAUCAGAGCCCUCUGUGGAUUGAUAACCCUCAACAGUAUGAAGCAAACCCUUUCUUGCAGUCGGUGUAUCGCUACAUGAUGUCAAAACUGCUGCAGCUCCCUGACAAGCACUCGGUGACGGCACUCCUCAACACCUGGGCACAGAGUAUACGCCAAGCCUGCCUCUCUGCUGCUUAACGUCAUCUCCUCUUGCUGGGCCUGAGCUGGGAAAAUCACAGCCAAGCAGGGCAGGAAUGUGCAAAGCAGAAGCCUUAAAUUGUUCUUGUUGAUUAGGAGCCAGGCUUUGUGAGGAUCCUGGUGUGUUAGGUUUAGUGCUUGAGCUGUUUCUGCCUUGGUAGACCUGCCCAUAACCUGAUACGGGAAGUGGAUUUUCAGAGUUCUUGAGGCAGAUGUGUUAAUGAAUUUUUUUUAAUGUCUUCUUAGAGAAGAGUGUGUGUGGACUUCUGUCAUGGAGUCUCCCUACUGUAAGAAAAGGGGCAGCAUCCUUCAGGCCCCGUCCAGUGCCAGUAUGUAUGUGUACAUGUGUGCUUGGUUGGAUGCCACCCCAAGGAGGAGGCUACCUGCAAUCUGCAUACGCUGUGCUUUGAUAGCUGGGUGCAGAGGGCUGACUGACUGACUUGGCGGUGGGAGGGAGGCAGGUGAGCAGUUUGUGUCUUCCCAACUACGAGACAAGCAGCUCAGCUUGAAGACUGAUGUGCUUAUGGCCGCCAUGGGCAAAAGGCAUCGGCGUUCAUCAUCUGUGCCUCACGGGAACCCGCUCGGCCCAGCAGGCUUCCCUCAGCCUGGAUUUGCUUUCUCCUGCCUUCCAUGCUCAACUCUGUUGCUCUUUGUGGAAGUAUUGCUGUCUCUACACGCUGCUGCUACCACCUUUGCAGACUCUGAAUGCUGGCUUGUGCUCUUCAAGACAUCAAAUUGCUGUGGCAUCUAUAAAUCUGUGUGAUUGCUAUGUUAAUUUGAGGACAUUUUUUUAAAUGUACUUAAUAAGCGCUGACUGAUUGCAGUAGAAAGUAUCAAUAUUUCAUACAUGAACUAAGGCAUUUGUUUUAUUGUAAUAAAUGUAUUCGUUCCAGUGUUUAA
Molecule: messenger RNA, 3454 nt
Organism: Rhineura floridana
Lineage: Eukaryota; Metazoa; Chordata; Lepidosauria; Squamata; Rhineuridae
Gene: MED15
Product: mediator complex subunit 15
Exons: 18
Coding region: 329-2554 (741 amino acids)
Biological process (GO): regulation of DNA-templated transcription
Molecular function (GO): transcription coregulator activity
Source: RefSeq, a predicted model, not a curated record